Messenger RNA from Carcharodon carcharias (great white shark), 1919 nucleotides. RefSeq names its product mesencephalic astrocyte-derived neurotrophic factor (gene manf). Bases 230 to 775 code for a protein of 181 amino acids. The transcript has 4 exons. Gene Ontology annotation, cellular component: endoplasmic reticulum. The record is from RefSeq and is a predicted model, not a curated record. Lineage: Eukaryota; Metazoa; Chordata; Chondrichthyes; Lamniformes; Lamnidae. Gene Ontology annotation, biological process: dopaminergic neuron differentiation; neuron projection development.
CGCUGGGAGACUUCACCGGGCGUAACCGAACCUGAGCGUGGGUCGCUCGCUGACGUGUACUGAAUGACAUCCAGAGAAACCAUAUAACGGGGAGGAUGUGAGGGGCGGAGCCGUGUUAGCUGAGACGUGGUCCAAUAGGGGUGCGAUAUGAUGGUUUGGUUGCACAGCACGGUGUGUUGCCGGUAGGUACUAGGGGUUGGCCUGGUGCAGUAGAGACCUGGAGCUGAAGAUGGGCGGAAUGCUCUUGGCGAGUGGCGUGGCUGCGGCUUUUGUCUUAUUGGUGGCGCCGUCCGAGGCAUUGAAGGAAGGGGAGUGUGAAGUAUGUUUGUCAUUCCUGGGACGGUUUUACGACUCUCUGAAUGAACAAGGUAUAAACUUCACUCCUGAUGUUAUAGAGGAACAUCUAAUCCAGACUUGCAAAGAUGUCAAGGGCAAGGAGAACCGAUUUUGCUAUUACAUUGGAGCAACACGUGAUGCAGCCACCAAGAUAGUUAAAGAAGUCUCCAAACCCAUGAGCAAUCAUGUACCGGUUAAUAAAAUAUGUGAAAAACUGAAGAAGACAGACAGUCAGAUCUGUGAUCUGAAAUAUGACAAACAGGUGGACCUGAGCACAGUUGAUCUGAAGAAGCUGCGAGUCAAGGAGCUGAAGAAGAUCCUUGACGAGUGGGGCGAGUCAUGUAAAGGCUGUGCAGAGAAAUCUGACUUCAUCCGGAAAAUCACUGAUCUGAUGCCCAAGUACGCCCCCCUUGCUGCCAAAUCACGGAGUGAACUCUAGUGAAACCCCAAGUGUGCCCUGCCACCACCUCGUUAUUGUACAUUUCCAUUGGUUUUUCACUUGCCUUUUUUGUAUUUAUUAAUAAAAAGGGGACUUUAAUGUCUUGAGAUUUGCUAUAAAAUAAACUGAUUCUCGGGAAGUGUUGCUUGUGGUGUUUUAGGAGAAAAGAGUUAGAGCAUGGAGGUGCUUGUAAAAGUUGCAUAAAAAUUUAUGCUAGCUGGUUUUCUGAGCAGUGCUGUGGAAUGUGGUCAUGCAGCAGCUCCCUAGGGGUAUAGUGGCAUUUUGUUUUAUCGUUAACCUACUUUUGCAUUGUGAUAUCUUAUAGGCCUUUGUUUCAAAUCUGUUGCUAAUUGGCUGAAUUAGUCUACACUCUUGUAGUAAAGGCCCCAUGUGAAAAGGAAUUGAAGCAGUCUGAACCUAUCCCUACUGGGCAUGAACUGUCAUUAGUUGGGUAUUUGGCACACCAAUUCAGGGAGGCACUGUGGCAAUGAACCAAGUGCCCAGGAAUUUCCAAUCCCCACCCUAAGCUAGUUGAUCUAUGUGGUGAAAGAGAAAUUGGUUAAACACCCUGGAUGAGCUCAGCAAAACCCAGUAAGGACCUGCAACCUCUAUUUUGUAUUGUACAGCAAUCCCUACUGGAAAAUGUAUGUUUGUCGACACUGAAGGAACAUAGGCUUGGACUUAACUAUACGGUGAUUUCUCCUCAGCCCCCCCAACUUAUUUUGCUCAAGGGGUUUUCUAUAGUGUGUCCAAAGUGUAAGGGACUUCUUUGUGGAAUGGCGUGGGUGGGGGAAGAAGAGGGGAUAUUACCAGCAAGUACUAGAUAUGGAUCUAACUGGUGUGGGAAGUGAAAUUCACACUGGUGAAAUUGUGGACAUUCCUCGAGUCACAUUGAAUCAGAGUGAUAGCUGGCCUAUGGAGAGGUGCUGAUGCUCGCACUGGGUGGCGUUGUCAUCCUUGCCUGGCAAUGAUGUCCCUCAGGGCACAAAGACUUGUAUAUCCCCUGCCACUUCCAGCCCCAGAGGGGAAAAGCCAAUUGUCCAGUUUGGCACUCAGCUGCCUGUACAGUGCAGAUAUCUAUUAACCCACUUUUUUUGUUCUGUUUACAAAAAUCUUGUUCAUUAAAUAUUUUUUUUUAAAUAAA